Molecule: messenger RNA, 3906 nt
Organism: Anolis carolinensis (green anole)
Lineage: Eukaryota; Metazoa; Chordata; Lepidosauria; Squamata; Anolidae
Gene: rab39a
Product: RAB39A, member RAS oncogene family
Exons: 2
Coding region: 1-762 (253 amino acids)
Biological process (GO): phagosome-lysosome fusion; Rab protein signal transduction; vesicle-mediated transport
Cellular component (GO): Golgi apparatus
Molecular function (GO): GTP binding; GTPase activity
Source: RefSeq, a predicted model, not a curated record
AUGCCCGGGAUCGGGGCCAUCGGGGCCCGCUGCCGCCACCGCCCCCGGAGGCGCCCCGUGCACGAGUGGGAGUCCGGGGGGGAGGCCUCGAGGGCCUCGGGGGAGGGGGCGCUGGAGACGGCCAUCUGGAGCUUCCAGUUCCGCCUGAUCGUGCUGGGCGACUCCACGGUGGGCAAGUCCUGCCUCCUGCACCGCUUCACCGAGGGCCGCUUCCCGGGCCCCCGCCACGCCGAGCCCACCGUCGGCGUGGACUUCUUCUCCCGCCUCCUCGAGAUCGAGCCCGGCAAGAGGAUCAAGCUCCAGCUCUGGGACACCGCCGGGCAGGAGAGGUUCAGGUCAAUCACACGCUCCUAUUACCGCAAUUCAGUGGGAGGCUUGCUGGUGUUUGACAUCACAAAUCGGUCUUCUUUUGAACAUGUGUACGACUGGCUGGAUGAAGGCAAAAUGCACGCGGAGCCCUUCCAGAUUGUGUUCAUCUUGGUGGGACACAAAUGCGACCUGGAGACAGAACGUCAAGUGUCAAGAGAGGAAGCAGAAGAGCUGGCGUCCAACUGCGGCAUGAGAUACAUCGAAACAUCUGCCAAAGAUGCCAUCAACGUCGAAGAGUCUUUUAUGAUCCUCACAAGAGACAUCUACGAACUCGUGAAGAAAGGAGAGAUUUCAGUGCGGGAUGGGUGGGAAGGGGUGAAAAGUGGCUUUGUUCCCAACAUUGUGCAUUCCUCAGAGGAAGCCGAUUUGCUUGGAGACCAAUGUACCUGCUAAACUGCGUGCAUGCCAAAGUACCAUAUAGUAUGUAUCAAGUGUUUGGAGGAUGUGGUCUGUGCAUCUAAAAGAUCACUUGUGAAGAUGCAUUUGAUCAUGGAUCAAGAAUGUAUGGCUUCUGAGCUUGCCAUAGCUCCUGAGAUGUUUAAGUGUGGCUCAUAUAAGGAUUUGGAGAUUCUCAGUCCUUGUUUAAAAAGCAAAACAAGCUUUCAGUUCAAAACAUGGAUUGGGUCAAGGACAGAUAAAGACAAGGGAGGUGCAGGUUCAAAAGCAAAGUCUGCAUUCUUUGUUUCUCAUGUUUUGUGACUUUUUUCCUAAGUGAACAUACCAAGAGUUUUGUAAAGGCUGAUUCAGGUUUUUUUCAGUCUUCUUUGCUGAUAACUUUUUGGAAUGCUUAAAUUGUGAAUGUUGUGCAUAAUGUGGCAUGCUCACCACCUCUGUGCAUGAAAAUGAUGUGCAAAUUAUCAAAAUUGCAUGCAGCAAAAAACAUGCAGUUCUGCGAAUAUUGGGUUUUUUUCCUGAAAUUUUCAGUAAAAUUCUCACUUCUACCGUCUUACAUACACAGAGAUAGAACCAUCAACUCUGCUUGAGAUCAUAGUGGUCCACACAACCUCACAAAAAUGUUAAAUGUUAUGUUGUAUUUCAUAAGACAGUAGAUUCUCAACUAACCGGAACUCAAGUAUCUGAAACUUUCAAGCAACCAGCAAAAAAAUAACUAAAACUGCGUACUGCAAAGCUGUUUUUAUAAUAUUUAUUUAUUUACAGUAUUUAUAUUCCGCCUCUCUCACCCCGAAGGAGACUCAGGGCAGAUCACAGAACAUACCAUGUGGCAAACAUUUAAUGCCGUUUUAAACACUUGACAAGACAAACAAUUAUACACAAAUAGAGGUAUAUAGGCUUUCCCAUCUUCGGCAUCCUAGAGACUUGUGCUCGAAUCCGGCCACAGGGGGUGCUGUCGCUCCAUCAUCCUGCCGAAGAGCUUUGUUUGUAAACUUUCUCCUUUAAAAUACUUCCCCGCUUUUGAGCAGUCUCUGUUUAUCUACUCACAUUUUGCUUUUGAACCGCUAGGUAGGAGCAAGCUGGGCUAAAGGUCAGGACCUUACUCUGACCCAGGUUUCGAACUGUCAACCUCCUUGUUAACAUGAUUUAUUGCAGAAGGUAGUUUAACCUGCUGUUCUAACACCCUAAAACUGUAUGACAUUCAGUUAAAUUUGUCUUCAUUUGCUUUUAAUUACCGUAGUUCAAUAUUAAUAUUAAAUCAAUACAGAUUGUAUGAUACAUUAUAGGGUAUAGUAUUAGUUAGGGCUAUUUUUAAUAGUAAUGCUCAAGUUGCUAGAAACUACAUGUAUCCAGCAGGGCGCUGGUUAACUGAGAGUCUACUGUAUUACAUUACAUUGUGCUGUAUUUGUAUUCCAUUGAAUUAAGAACUUUGCUUUUCACGGCAACUAGAACCAAUUUUUCCACAGCAGAGCUACUUAAACUUUUUCCACUGCCUGGGAAAUUUUUACGUGAUUCACAAUAUAUAGGUAUAUAAAAUAGGUAUAAGAUUAAAUAUUUACUGAUAAUAAAUCAGCAUUUGCAAGGCUUGCUAAGCAGGCUGAUUUUCCUUUUUGUGGAGUACAGCUGAAGCAUUUUUUGCAGAGUUCACUGUAAAUACUGCAUGUUGUAGCAAACAGAUUUGUGUAAAUGAGUGGCAUUCAGAAACCUUUUACUGUUGCCACAUGUUUCAUGACCCUAACAUUGAGUUGAGGGAGACCUCGUAAGUUUAAGAAGCAGUGCUCCACAUCAUCUAUCAGCCUUCUGCAAAUUGUUGCCUUCAGGAUGGUUUGGACUAUACUCCCAUCAGAUUGAGGAAGGUUGAGACAUAGUAUGAGUGUUAUCUGAAAGUUUAUAAACUGUGAGGAAAGGUAGUAUGAAAGUAAGACUUUUUCCCACUCCCUCAGUAACAUGGGCUUCUUAUAUUCCAGUUUAAGGUAGAAACUUGUCCUCUGGACUACCUCAUACAAUGAAAUAAGUGCUAACAAGUUAUGCUUAGCAGUUUUGGUAUCUAGGGCUACAAUACGAACUAUGAUUUAUGGUAUCAAGUGGGCCAAUGAGUGAGGUGCUACUUUUAAAAAAUAACUUUCCAAGCUCUGCCAAUGACCCAUUGCUAUAUAUCACAAUAUGGCCCGUGGAUGUGGUUGACAAACUUACAGGGUGUCUAAGUUCUGGUUUCUUUAAGUGUACCUCUACACUGUAGAACUGAUGCCGUUUGGUACAACUUUAACUACCAUGGCUUAAUGCUAUUGAAGCUGUACAGGUGCCCCCAAUGGCAGGACUGCUGACUGAAAGGUUGGCAGUUCGAAUCCAGGGAGCGGGGUGAGCUCCCGUCUGUCAGCUCCAGCUUCCCAUGCAGAGACAUGAGAGAAGCCUCCCACAGGAUGCUAAAACAUCUGGGCUUCGCCUGGGCAACGUCCUUUCAGACAGCCAAUUCUCUCACACCAGAAGCAACUUGCAGUUUCCCAAGUCGCUCCUGACACAGACAAAAACACAUAGAAGCUGUAGUUUUACAUAAAGUCUUUAGCUUUCUCUGCCCACUGAAUGAGGCUGGUGUUUCACCAAACUACAAAUCCCAUGAACAUUGAGCCAUGGCAGUUAAAGUGAUGUUUAACUGCAUCAGUUAAACAUCACUGCACUCUAUGUCAGUCUUCUUUGGCAAGUUUGGCUGAGGAUGAUGACAGCUUUAGCUCAGAACAUUUGAAGAAAACCAGAUUGGGGAAGCCACCUUUAGACACCACCCCAAACUCAAAUGCCGCCUAAGUCCUGUAAAUUCACCAUCUCCUAUCUGGUAGUUUUGCUAUGUGUGUGUGUGUGUGCUUAAUCUGCCAUUUUCUUUUGCAAACUAGUAUACUAUUUUCACAUAGCUAGGGCAUCUCUCCAGUAUGUAGACACUGCACCCGUAUUUUUUGGCAUGUGCCUUUCACUUCCAACACAAUCCAUUCAUUGUUACAAAGAGUUGCAUAUUAUCUAUAUCGGCAACAAAGGUGCUACCAAGCAGCAAGAUAUUUUCUAUAAUUCUCUUGUUACCAUUUUUAUUAUUUACAUGCUUUCUGGUCUUUACAUUUUCAAAAAAGAUUAAAAUAAAACUACGUAAUAUGUACUCUA